AUACAAUUAUAGCUAAUGAUCAACCUUAUUUAUUUGAAGAAACUCCUAAAUAUUUAACAAGCCAGAUUGAAAUAUUUAAACUAGUAAAUGAAAAACCAAAAUAUUAUGAAGAAAAAGAAAGACAUUCAAAGAAUAAAAAAUUUGAAAGAAUCUUUUUAUCAAU
This is a messenger RNA of Dentiscutata heterogama, 163 nucleotides long. Lineage: Eukaryota; Fungi; Glomeromycota; Glomeromycetes; Diversisporales; Gigasporaceae. The record is from the annotation of a GenBank genome assembly.